Mucor mucedo is the source of this 531-nucleotide messenger RNA. RefSeq lists its product as uncharacterized. The record is from RefSeq and is a predicted model, not a curated record. NCBI's taxonomy places the organism in Eukaryota, Fungi, Mucoromycota, Mucoromycetes, Mucorales, Mucoraceae. The transcript has 7 exons. Bases 1 to 531 code for a protein of 176 amino acids.
AUGAAUACUGCACUUCCCAAUUCUGUUCGUAACAUCGAACUUGACGUUACCGAGAUCAUUCAAAUGCUAGCUGCGCUGUCUGAUCGGUUCAAAAAUCAAUUUUUACUAAAAAUCACUGAUGAAGAUGUAAAGAUGAUACAAAAAAGGAUGGUCGAACAAACUUUUCAUCGAAUCAUCGAGUCGGUAAAAAGAUCCCAAGUGAUUGAAUAUCCUGAUCAGUUGCCACCUCUAGUCCUAAUUUCACGACGUGAUUUGAAAAUCAAACGAGUUGAGUUGAAGUCACGGGCACGUUUGUUGAAGUAUGAUUUGAUUGAACUUGACCGCCCUGACGAGAAUCAACAAGAUCCCGAUAGUUCAGACUCUAUCAAUGACGUUUUCGAAGAAAUGGGUUGCUAUGAGUCCCGCAUCAUAGCAGGCGUGCUUUCUCCUCCACCAGAGCCUUUAGAUAACGAUGAUAAAAAUUUAGCCUAUUGUUGUUAUUUGGAUCAAACUGAAAAUAAAAUUGGUAGUUUUAACCGUCAAUUUGUUUAA